CUACGUUUCUCACAGGUAUUUACCAAGGAGAAAUGGAAACGUGCCAGCUUUAUUCAUAAUAUAUAAAACCUGGAAAUACAAGUGUUCAAGAGAAAAACGAAUAAACAAACUGGCAUAUUCACACAACUGAAUGCUGUCCAUAAAUAAAAAGAAUGAACCACACAACAUUAAUAAAUAUCACAAAACUGGGAUAUGCAAAAGGAGACAUAUGUAAUUGCAGAACUGACAAAACUAAAUUACGGCGACGUAUCUCAUAACUAUGGCUGUUUCUGUUGUGAGACCGACUGGAAAAAGACACCAGAGAACUUCCUGGCAGUGAUGGUAUAAAACCCGCACCAGGGCAGGAAUACACAUACUUAGCCUCUGCAGUGUGCCAGAUGCCAUUCUGGGUGCUGGGGCUUUCUCAAGGGGCAAAACCGACAAGAAAACUCUUCACCCUCUGAUUCACGACCCCGGGCCUGGGGUACCGCAACAUGCAGGCCUGAGGGGAGAGAAACCUCCACAGGCUCCCCAUUCUUGUCUCAGCCAUUUCCGCCCAAACUGCGGUACCCAUUCAGCCUUUCUUGGCCCGAUCGCUCUCAGCACGGAUUCCCGAUUCCUUCCUGGUCCUCCUACGCCAGGUUUCGGAUUCUUUCCUUUCUUCUCAACGCUCCGGGAUUGGGGAUUCCGCUUCUCUCCAGGUCCUCCCGGACACAGGUUUCUUCCACCAUCCUCUUCGCCCCGCCUCCGGCUGGCUUCCGCUUCCCUUUUCCUUAUUUCCCCAGCCAGGUUUCCAGUUUCUUCCUCGGCUGGGGCUCUGGUUCAACCCAGGACCCCACCUCGCUCUCAAAGAAUCAGCCGGCUCUUCGGCGUCUGAAGGGCCGUCCGUGGCAACCGUCCUUCGCCCAGGAGGAGCGACCCGCUCACCUUGUAACUCCCAGGACUUUCCCGGGGGUGGCGCGGACUUUGCGACCGUUGCCUUCCCGGCUGCGCUUGAAAACCGGGACAGUUUCAGUGUUGGACUACGUUUCCCACAGGCCCCAGGGACACGAAUGAACUUCGACUUUUGGUUCCCCUUCCGGUAUCAUCGUGGUUUUUGGAGUAUGCCUGUUCUGCAGGAGAAGCCCCCUGAAGUGGAGGAGAGCGUUGCCACUUAAAGGCCUGUUCAAGUUUUGACAGAGGAACAUGUCAACAGCGUUCCUCACACUGUCAUGGCAGAAAUGGAAUUCCCAGACCAAUUCUUCACAGUUCUAAGCAUGGACCAUGAGUUGGUGACAUUCAGGGAUGUGGUCAUCACCUUCUCUCCAGAGGAAUGGGAAUAUCUGGAUUCAGCUCAGAGGAACUUGUAUUGGGAUGUGAUGAUGGAGAACUAUAGCAACUUGGUCUCACUGGAUUUGGAUUCCAACUAUGACAAGAAGUGUUCGUCUACUAGAAAGGACAUCACUGAAAACAGUGGGUCUCAGUGCAAAGUAGCAGAAAGUAAAUUCACUGGUCUUGAGAGCUCCAUUUUCAGAAAUGACCAGCAAAGCAAAGGCAAGUGUGAAGUACAAAGAUCUGAAGUGGGAUAUUUCAGUCAAAUGAAAAUCAACUCUGAAAAAGUGCCCGAUUACAAGUCUGUUAUAUCACAUCAGACAACUCAUAAUAGCAAAAACCCCCACGCAUAUAAGGAAUAUGGGAAGGUCCUUAGCUGUGACUUAAAUUUUGGUGAGUAUGAGAGAAUACACAUUGGUGAGAAAACAUAUCAAUAUAAUGCAUAUUGGAAGACCUUUGGCGAUGACCCACAUACCCUACAACUGAAAAUACAUAGUGGUGUGAAACCUUGUAAAUAUAUGGAAUCUGAGAAUGCAUUUAGUUUUUAUGAAGACCUUAGUAUACAGAAAAUGCAUGAUGAUCAGAAGUGCUAUAAAUGUAAGAAAUAUGAAAGGACCAUUAGAAGAGUUGAAGAAAUACCUCCACUUCAAGUAAUUCAUGAUGCUGAGAAACCCUAUGAAUGCACUUUCUGUGGUAAAUCCUUUAGAGUUCAUACACAACUUACUCGACACCAGAAAAUCCAUACUGAUGAGAAACCUUACAAAUGUAUGGAAUGUGGCAAGGACUUUAGGUUCCAUUCACAGCUAACUGAACAUCAGAGAAUUCAUACUGGUGAGAAACCAUACAAAUGUAUACAAUGUGAGAAAGUCUUCAGAAUUAGUUCACAGCUUAUUGAACAUCAGAGAAUUCAUACAGGUGAGAAGCCUUAUGCAUGUAAAGAAUGUGGGAAGACCUUUGGAGUCUGUAGAGAACUUGCUCGACAUCAGAGAAUUCAUACCGGAAAGAAACCCUAUGAAUGCAAGGCAUGUGGAAAGGUCUUUAGAAACAGUUCAUCGCUGACUAGACAUCAGAGAAUUCAUACUGGUGAGAAACCCUAUAAAUGCAAGGAAUGUGGGAAAGCUUUUGGAGUAGGCAGUGAACUUACUCGACAUCAGAGAAUUCACAGUGGUCAGAAACCUUAUGAAUGUAAAGAGUGUGGGAAGUUCUUUAGACUUACUUCAGCACUUAUACAACAUCAGAGGAUUCACAGUGGUGAAAAACCUUACGAAUGUAAGGUGUGUGGGAAGGCUUUCAGACAUAGUUCAGCCCUUACUGAGCAUCAGAGAAUUCAUACUGGAGAGAAACCUUAUGAAUGCAAGGCCUGUGGGAAGGCCUUUAGACACAGUUCCUCCUUUACAAAACAUCAGAGAAUUCAUACUGGUAAGAAACCCUAUGAAUGUAAGGAAUGCGGGAGUGCCUUUAUAAAUUGGCAAAACCUCAUAGAGCAUAAGAAAAUGCAUACUGGAGAAAAAUCACAUGAAUGUACUGAAUGUGGUAAAGUAUUCUCUCGAGUCUCAUCCCUUACUCUACAUUUGAGAAGUCAUACAGGAAAGAAACCAUAUAAAUGUAAUAAAUGUGGAAAAGCCUUCAGCCGGAAAAGAAACUUCCUUUCUCACCAGAAACAUCAUACUGGAGAGAAACCCUAUGCAUGUAAGGAAUGUGGAAAAGCCUUCAGUGGCAAAUCAUAUCUCACUGAGCAUGAGAAAAUUCAUACGGGAGAGAAACCAUUUGAAUGUAAUCAAUGUGGAAGAGCCUUCAGCCAGAAGCAAUACCUCAUUAAACAUCAGAAUAUCCACAGUGGAAAGAAACCCUUUAAAUGUAACGAAUGUGGAAAAGCCUUUAGCCAGAAGGAAAACCUCAUCAUCCAUCAAAGAAUACAUACUGGAGAGAAACCAUAUGAAUGCAAAGGGUGUGGGAAAGCUUUCAUUCAGAAGUCUAGCCUCAUUAGACACCAGAGAAGUCAUACAGGAGAGAAACCCUAUAUAUGUAAAGAAUGUGGGAAAGCCUUCAGUGGCAAAUCAAAUCUCACUGAGCAUGAGAAAAUUCAUAUUGGAGAGAAACCCUAUAAAUGUAAUGAAUGUGGAACAAUCUUUAGGCAGAAGCAAUACCUCAUUAAACAUCACAAUAUUCAUACAGGAGAGAAACCUUAUGAAUGUAAUAAAUGUGGAAAAGCCUUCUCUCGAAUCACAUCACUCAUUGUACAUGUGAGAAUUCAUACGGGUGAUAAACCUUAUGAAUGUAAAAUAUGCGGGAAAGCCUUCUGUCAAAGCUCAUCUCUUACUGUUCAUAUGAGAAGCCAUACAGGUGAGAAGCCCUAUGGUUGCAAUGAAUGUGGGAAAGCCUUCUCUCAGUUCUCAACUCUUGCUCUGCAUAUGAGAAUCCAUACUGGAGAAAAACCUUACCAGUGUAGUGAAUGUGGGAAAGCUUUUAGCCAGAAGUCACAUCAUAUUAGACACCAGAGAAUUCAUACUCACUAAAAGCUCUACGAAUGCCUUGAAUUUAGGAAAACUUUCAUCAGAACUCACACUUUAAGGGUAUACUGAAAAUUUGUUUUACAAUAAAGCGACGUGAAUGUGGAAAAUACUUCAACAACUCAAAAUUUAAAUACUAACAAUUUUAGUAAGUAUCGUAAUAUCAUGAAAACCUCUAUUCCCAGAACUCCCACAACAGACACUGUUAAUGAUGUACUUUUAGGAGCGAUCUCAUUAAGUACGGAUCCAGUCAUGAGCGCUAAGCAACAUGGUUCUGGAAGGCCUCCCUGAUGCAUGAAGAGGUAUAAAGAUUUGACACUGAGAGACAAAAUUGUCAUUUUAAAAGUGUUUCACUACAUAUGUAAUCAGAAUUAUUUGUUCUUGAUUCAUUUGUAGAAAUCAGAGAUUGGGACAGAAUAUUGUAUUCAGAAACAUGCAUGCAUUUAUAGGGAAUUGUUAAUUGAUAGAGGUGGUUUCAAGGUUGGUAGGGAAAUGAAAUCAUGGAUGAUUCAAAAAAUGGUCUCAGGGUAACUGACUCUUCAUGUGGAAAAAUAAUAGAUCUCUGCUGUGGUAAUACCUUAAAGUAUUUAUUAUGAAAUCCAAAAGUAUCGAAGACUAAAAUGCAAAAAGCAAAACUUCAUAAUAUAAGAAUUUUGUAGGAGAAUGUUUUAAAACCUUCGUGGAGUAGGAGGGAAUUUCUAAAAUAGAUUCCAGGAUACUCUCAAGUAUACAUGCAUAUCCCCAAGAAACCAAUACAUGUGUCUAGGGAGUCAUGUAUCUUUAUGUUGAAGCAUGAAUUACAUUAGCAAAAAAAACUGGAAACAAAUGUCUGUUGCUUGUGAAAUGGAUAAAUAAAAUGUGUUAUAGGCACAUAGCAGAAUAUUCUCUAGUAGUUAAGUAUAACAGGUGAUAAUAUAUUUAAAUAUAUUAACAGAGAAAGACCUGAAAAGUCAUGUGGAGUAAAAACAACGAAGGGAUAAAUAUAAUCAUAACUGUGAAUUUGAAUUAAAUCAACACUAGCAAACACUAGUAUUAAGUGUUGAUUAUGGAUAAACAUUUUUAUGUAAAACUAAAGAAAAGAUUGGAAAGAUACACACUCGAAUUCCCAAAGGUGGUUGCCUCUAGAAAGAAUGGUAGUGGAGAAGAAAUGGGACCAACCGUGGUAGUUAGAUACUUCAGUUUUGUAUCUAAACGUCUAUCAUAGGGGUGCCUGGGUGGCUCAGUUGGUUAAAUACCUAUCAUUAAAAAGAUUCUAAGUAAAUAUAACAAAAUGUUAGUUACCUCUGGGUUGUGGUGAUGUAUGUGUUCUUUUCUUUGUGAUAUUUCUGAAAAUUAAAAAACAUAGAGGUAGGAAAGCUGUACAUGGAGUAUAUGUAAUAAUAGACUCCCAAUCCCAGAUAGAUAUUAAUAUUUUAUAGGAAAUAUUUCUAAAAUCAUAUCUUUACUGUAAGUCAUUUCUUAAAAUUGGGAUGGUAGCUUAAUUUAAAUUUGCUCUUGCAUGUGACAUCACUAAUCUGUGUGAUCUCUACUUAAAAUUAUAGCAUGAAUGUGCUACAGGUUGGUUGAGUUACACACAUUUAAGGAUCAUACCAUUUAAUAAUACAUGCACAGACUUGAUAUUAAGAAUUGGUUUCUGCUGAAAAUAUUUAUCAGAAACUUUAAAAGUACACAUAACCAGUACUGGCAUUAAGGAUUUGGUGUUUUAAAAUGAGGAAACCAAGUUACCCUUAAAUUUUUACAUACGCCACUGAGUAAAAUGUCAACCCUUGCAUUUCACCUUCAGUUUUAACCUCAAUUUUUUUUUCUAUUCUGCUAGAUAUACUCAACCAAUCCCCCAUUUGUUUCCUUGCAGAAAAUGGUGCUAAAAAAGGAGAUCUGAGACCUAAACAAUAUUCUUAUAUUUGAAGCAAAUCUUUUUGAGGGUUUUUGUUUACUUGGUCCCUUUCCACAACCGCUUGACAUAUAAAACGUUGUUAGUGCUCUUUUCAAAUAGUGAUAAAAAUGUGUAGCCAACAUUCAAAUCAUAGGCAUAUUUCAAAUAUAUCAGUUUCUUUUAAAUUCAAAAUAAUGAAAUGCUAAUAGAACCAUACCACUACACUGCUUGUUAGUGCUUUUGAUGGUUGUUCUUGAGAUAAGAUUAUAAAUGCCAGGGAACUGAUGUGUCUGGGGUAACAUACCCAAAUAACAUGUAUAUCUACAUGAAUCUAAAUUAUCCUCUAUUUUCUUCCAUUCCUCAGUAAGCAUUUCUCUCAUAUUUCUUAAGUGUUUCUGAUUGCCUUUGAGCUUGUGCAGCUUUGAAGUCACCAGAGCAACUAAGAACUCUCAGUUCAGACUAAACUAGGAUUACCUUUUGGUGCCUAUAGUUAGCUAGUGCCAGGGUGCAACAAUGAUUAGGAUCGUCACAUAGAGUAAGAUGAGUAAUAUCUGUGAUACUGUAUACUUUAAAUUUACUCUGACAUUCCCCUGUUGAUUCAACUUUUUGGUAGUUCCUUGUCACCACAAACAACACUAUGGUAAAUACUCUCAAAAUCAGACUUAAAUUUCAGAUGUUUUUAUUUCUGGGGGAUAGGUUACAGGCAAGACAUUGUUAGAUCAAAGGACAUAGGCUAUUUUUUAAAUUUUUAUAGAUGCUAUCAUUUUCAAAAACACAACUUUCCUUUAACCCUGCAACGGAUGGUAACAUACUACUUAAAUUCAUGUUUAAUGAAUGUAACCACUUGCUCCUAGAUUUGCUUCUUUGUUAAUUUUCAUAUUGUUAGCUCUUUAAUAGACAUUAGGAAUUGUCUAAUUUUUGUUAUAAAAAUGAUUUUUCCAUAAAAAUACUCUAAAUUUCUGUGUAACCAGAUAUGUAUUAAUUUUUUCUAAGCUUAUGGGUUGGUUAAGAAGAUACUUUAACCUCUAGAUUGUCUAUUUCUUAGGUUUUCUUGCAAGUUGCUUAUUAUUUGCUUUUUUCAAUAUGUAAAUAUUAAUCCAUUUAGAACUUAAUUUUUAAUGUCAUUUGAAAUGAGGAUUCCUUGUUAUUUUCUUCUGGAUGGGUUUCCAGUUAUACAAGCACAAUUUGUUAAAAUAACCCAUCUACUUAGCAGCCAGUCACACAGUUCUGACACCAACUUGUGGUGUCCACCAGCAGCAAUCAUGGAUUUGAACCAGCAAUCAAAGAGAACAGGCUUUAACCCAGUUUAUUAUUAGCCUUGCCCUGACCAAAACAAACAAACAAACAAAAACAUAACUGCCUUCACAAUACUGCAACUGCCCAAGCAAGCAGCACAAGCUUCCAGGGCCUCCGUGUGGCUCAGGGGAGAAAAGGUCAGAAUGGGUGUGGUUCACCUAAGCGCUGGAGAACACUAACAUUCUCAUCCAGGACAUCUUAUGAUAACCCACUACUGCAUCCGCGUGGUGUGCCCCCAUGCAGCACACCCAGUUGUAAGACUGAUACCCACUUGAGCACAGUGAAACUGCUGCCUUGGUUUCCCAAGAUUUAUGAUGCCUUAGUCCCAUAGGCUAUCGAUGUCUACAUGCCAAUUCACAGUUCUUCCCACCAUCAACCAGGUACAAAUGAGGAAUCUACAGUAGCUGUUUUCAUCAAGGAAACUGGUAGAAAGUCAAAUCUAAGGUCAUCUUUCCAGAUAUGGGUCAGUGGGAGAGUCCUGUUCUUAAUUCCUCACCAACACCAUCCUUUUCUAUUCAGCUGAAACUCAGCUAUAUAAUCCUUUAACCACAUGAUUUUUUCCUCAUUCAACUGAAACUGCCUUGUACUUUCAUUUAUACCAAGACCUAUUUCUGUAUUCUCUUGUUUCACUAAUCUAUUUUUCUACUUCUAUACUAAUACCAUAUUAAUAAGUUGGUUUAACAUUAGCCUUACUGUAUUUUGAUACUGCGUAACAGACCAAGUCCUUGCCAUUUUUCAUUGUUUUAUUGGCUAUUCUAAGUUUUCUUCCUAUAUAAUUGAAGACUGUGUUCUCAAAAUACAAAAACCCUUUGAUACUCUAGUUGGAACUGCAUUACAUUUAUAUAUUUAUUUUGGGAGAAAGGACAUUUGGAUUUUAAGGCUUUCUGACCCAAAUUGUAGUGUGCCUUUGCAUUUGUUCAAACUGUAAUCAUGUCUUUCAGCAUGAGGGUCCUAAAUAAAGGGAUUUGAAUGCCAUCCCUGCUUAAUAUUAUAUUUUAAAAACUUUGCUAGUUGCGUGAAUGAGAAAAGUCCAUAUUAUGGACUAAACUUUUGUAGCCCCCUCAGAAUUCAUACUUCAAAGCCCUGAUCCCUAGUGUGAUGGUAUUUGGAGAUGGGGCUAUUAGGAAGUAAUUAGAUUUAGAUUAGGUCAUGAGGGUGGGACACUCAUGAUGGGAACAGUACCCAUAUAUAGAAGUGGAAGAUAGAGAUUACAAGAAGAGAUUUCUUUCUCCAUGCAUACACUGGGGAAAGGUCAUGUGAGUGCAGCACAGUGAGAAAACAGCUGUCUACACCAGGAACUGGACCUUCACCAGGAUUUGCCAGCACUUUGAUCUUGGGAUUUCCCAGCCUCUAGAACUGUUAAGAAAUAAAUGUCUGUUGUUUAAACCA
Messenger RNA from Mustela erminea (ermine), 8358 nucleotides. It is a transcript of the gene ZNF260, whose product is annotated as zinc finger protein 260. Gene Ontology annotation, molecular function: DNA-binding transcription activator activity, RNA polymerase II-specific; RNA polymerase II cis-regulatory region sequence-specific DNA binding. The record is from RefSeq and is a predicted model, not a curated record. The coding region runs from base 1191 to 3806 and encodes 871 amino acids. NCBI's taxonomy places the organism in Eukaryota, Metazoa, Chordata, Mammalia, Carnivora, Mustelidae. The transcript has 9 exons. Gene Ontology annotation, cellular component: nucleus. Gene Ontology annotation, biological process: regulation of transcription by RNA polymerase II.